Cyprinodon variegatus (sheepshead minnow) is the source of this 1973-nucleotide messenger RNA. RefSeq names its product NAD kinase-like (gene nadkb). The transcript is spliced from 13 exons. Lineage: Eukaryota; Metazoa; Chordata; Actinopteri; Cyprinodontiformes; Cyprinodontidae. Bases 215 to 1690 code for a protein of 491 amino acids. Gene Ontology annotation, biological process: NADP+ biosynthetic process; NAD+ metabolic process. Gene Ontology annotation, molecular function: NAD+ kinase activity. The record is from RefSeq and is a predicted model, not a curated record.
UUCAGCGUCCUCUGACGUAAUUUUACCUCUGAUCCGCUAUGUUAAUUUUUUAACGUCUGUUCCUUAAAAAUACUUUCAUUUCUGUCCGAAUGCAUCCUUGCUUUUCGUAUCUGUGGGUCGACAUGAACUUUGUUCAGUAGUCUGUGGGAAAACUCUCAUAGAGGACAUUUUUCUCUUGUUGAAUCAAGGCCCAUCACACUUACCUUAACUGAGAAUGGAAAACUCAGAGGCUGGUCUGUCAUCGAGGUCUCUUUCAGCUCCGGACCGGAACAUGUUGAGAUCCUCAGGUUGUCCAGAUCAGCAGUCGGACUCAGUCAGGUCCUCAAAACACAGGGAGCAACCGUCCAGGUCACCUAGGAGACGAAGGGAGGGAAAGAGGUCGCAGCAGCGGGGGGAAGAUCAUGAGCAGCGGCUUUGGGAGAUGGAGCGGCGGAGGUUGCCAGGCCAACACGAGCACUUGGAGCCUGCCGGUUCAUCGUGCGAUGCAGCGGAAAGCUCUCCUAAGAGGAGAGCUCACUUUCUGCAUGGACCGUAUCCAGCCACUCACUUUGGACCCAAAGCCUGCAUUCUUCCCAACCCAACUUCAGUCAUGCACAUCCAGGAUCCGGCCAGUCAGAGGCUCACAUGGAAUAAAGCUCCAGUCAAUGUUCUCGUCAUCAGGAAAAUCAGAGAUGAGAGCCUGGUUGAGCCUUUCAAAGAGCUCUGCAGGUUUCUGGUAGAGGAGAAACAGAUGAUGGUGUACGUGGAGCGCAGGGUAGCAGAUGACGCCACACUGUCAAAGGACGAGACCUUCGGCUCCAUCCGCAACCAACUCUGCACCUUCAGAGAGGGUUAUGAUGACAUCUCUGACUGCAUAGACCUGAUCAUUUGUCUGGGGGGCGAUGGGACAUUGCUUUAUGCCUCUUCUCUCUUUCAGGGCAGCGUUCCUCCAGUUAUGGCAUUCCAUCUCGGCUCUUUGGGUUUUCUGACUCCCUUCAAGUUUGACUCAUACAGGACUGAAGUGGCCAAAGUGUUAGAAGGGAAUGCAGCCAUCACCCUGCGCAGCCGUCUGAAGGUGAAGGUGGUGAAGGAUAUGCUUCAGAGAGCGCCACAGCAGACAGAGGGCAGAGAGUCACAGCUGGAGCACAACGGACUCCUUCCUCAUGGGCACACCAACAGUGAGGCUGGCAAGGUUACCCUGCAGCUACAGGUGUUAAAUGAAGUGGUGGUGGAUCGAGGCCCGUCCUCCUAUCUGUCUAACGUAGACCUGUACCUUGAUGGACGCCUCAUUACUUCAGUGCAGGGAGAUGGAGUGAUUGUGUCCACGCCCACUGGGAGCACAGCGUAUGCAGCUGCAGCAGGAGCCUCAAUGAUCCACCCUAAUGUCCCUGCCAUCAUGGUCACACCCAUCUGUCCCCACUCCCUGUCCUUUAGGCCCAUUGUGGUCCCUGCUGGCGUGGAACUCAUGAUCACUUUAUCUCCUGAUGCCAGGAACAAUGUCUGGGUGUCAUUUGACGGUAGGAGGAGACAGGAGAUCCAGCAUGGCGACUGCAUCAAGAUUACCACGUCUUGCUACCCUGUACCGUCCAUCUGCUGCCAUGACCUGGUGUAUGACUGGUUUGAAAGUCUGGCGCAGUGUUUACACUGGAACGUCCGCAAAAGGCAGGCCCGACUCACAGACGUCUCUGACUCAUCGGACACGGAGAACUAAAGGAGAGCCGCUGAAGGGAUCAGGUUUUCUUGGAGACCAGCUUAGACUGAAGCAGAUCAGUGUUAAACAGCUCCUGUCAAACGCAUGAUUAUACAGGAUAUCACAAGCAUUGUAGCCCUGAGACAUAAUAUCAUCCACACUGCAUCUUUGUGUGUAGUGCUUUAAGACAUGAAAGAAUUAGUUGAUCACAUAACGCUGUAUAAGCUUCAAAGAGUACUUUACACUACCCAUACUUAAAAAGCAGCAUGCUAUAGAAAUGGCUCAGGAUAAAUAAAAGCAGAAG